CUCGCUUCAGUCCAUUGUCUCUCCACCCAGUGCAUGUAAAAGCAAGAAGACGUGAUGGCGGCAACGAGCAGUAUCCGUGCCGGCGCAUCCUACCUGGAAUCGCUCUUCGGCCUCGCCGGCCGCGUCGCCGUCGUCACGGGCGGCAGCUCGGGCAUCGGACGCGAAAUGGCCACGGCCCUGGGCAUGGCCGGCGCAACCGUCGUCAUCGUCGCCCGCCGCCCCGACCCGGUCCACGAGACCGUCACGCACCUCCAGCUCGCCGGGAUCCGCGCCUUCGGCCUAUCUGCCGACGUGCGCGACGCCGAGGCCAUCCACGACGCCGUACUGCGCGACCACGGCGGCGUGCCCGACAUCCUCGUCAACGCCGCCGGCAUCAACCCGCGGCCGCACAUGGACACCAUCAGCCUCGCCGACUGGGACGAGACCCUGGCCGUCAACCUCACGGCGCCGUUCGCGCUGGGGCAAAAGUUCGGCCCCGCCAUGGCGGCGCGAGGCAGCGGGCGCGUCAUCAACGUCGUCAGCCAGCAGGCCUUUAGGGCGUUUGGCAACAGCGGCGCGUACGGCGCCUCCAAGGGCGGCCUCGUGUCCCUGACGCGGUCGCAGGCCGAGGCCUGGUCGCCUCGGGGCGUCCUUUGCAACGCCGUGGCACCGGGUCUCGUGGACACGGCGAUGACGACUGGCGUCAUGGCCGACGAGACGAAGGCGAGAGCGCACGCGUCGAGGACCAUGAUUGGGAGGAACGGUGUGCCCGAGGACUUUGCGGGCAUCGCCGUGUAUCUCGCGAGCGAGGCAAGCAGGGCGGUGACGGGACAGGUGUUUUUUGUCGAUGGAGGUUACUCGGCGACAUGACGUGCUCUCCUCUGGAGUAUGUGGGAUAUCACAUUCAAGUUACGGCGUAGCGCGCGGUUCUGCCCUCAGCUGCCCUUUUUGUAUAUCAACUCCGAGAUCCCGCUG
This is a messenger RNA of Purpureocillium takamizusanense, 954 nucleotides long. RefSeq lists its product as uncharacterized. NCBI's taxonomy places the organism in Eukaryota, Fungi, Ascomycota, Sordariomycetes, Hypocreales, Ophiocordycipitaceae. The record is from RefSeq and is a predicted model, not a curated record. Gene Ontology annotation, molecular function: oxidoreductase activity, acting on the CH-OH group of donors, NAD or NADP as acceptor. Bases 55 to 849 code for a protein of 264 amino acids. The transcript has a single exon.